AUGAAGUGGACCUAUAAUAAUUUGCUUUCUUGGUUUGCAAUUUUCCUGUCCGCCAUAACUGUGAUUCUGCUGCUAAACAAGAAAUGGUCAGAAAUCGGGGGCAGGAAACGACCACCAGGCCCUCCAGGAUGGCCAGUUUUUGGCAACAUCAUUGAUCUUGGAACCAUUCCACACCAGGAACUGUACAAGCUCAAACACAGGCACAGGCCUAUAAUUUGGUUGAGACUUGGGUACACAAACACCCUUGUAAUACAAUCUGCCAAGGCCGCUGAAGAUCUGUUCAAGAAUCAUGACCAUGCUUUCUCCGACCGCAAAGUUCCUGUCGCAUUUACAGCCCAUAACUUCGACCAAGGAUCACUUUCCCUCGGCCGAUAUGGCCCGAAAUGGCGUAUGCUUCGGCGUCUUUUGUUAAUGGAGCUGUUAGGCUACAGGCGAAUCAACGAGUCCAUUCCCCUUCAACGAAAUUGCAUUGACAAGAUGGUACAAGCCAUCAUAGAGGACGCAAAGGCAGCUUGUGCAAGGGGAGAAUCAGGGGAGGUGAAUAUAGCUCACCACCUCUUUGUCUCGACAUUCAACUUCAUUGGCAACCUGGUGUUCUCCCAGGAUCUUUUGAAUUCUCAGUCGGAAGAUGGGAGCCAGCUCUAUGAUGCUAUGACUAAGAUGGAGUAGGGAGGCAAGCCAAAUGUGGCCGACUUCUUGCCUGUUUUGAAAUGGAUGGAUCCUCAGGGAAUCAAGAGAAAUAUGGCGCGAGACUUGGGACGAGCCAUGAAGGUAGUAGAGAGGUUCGUGAAAGAAAGGAUUGCAGAGAAUCAAUGCGAAAGAGAAGACAAGGAUUUCUUGGAUGUCCUGUUGGAGUAUGAAGGCGAUGAAAAAGAAGAGCCUGAUAAGAUCUCAACUCGUAAUAUACUCGUAACUAUACUGGAAGUAUUUCUUGGUGGGUCAGGAACUUCAAGCAUCACUAUUGAAUGGGCCCUGGCAGAGCUGCUUCGGCACCCAAAAUCAAUGAGAACAGUUAAUGAUGAAAUUAAUCGAGUUGUUGGAUCAAGCAAGAAGGUUGAAGAGAGAGACAAUGAAGAACUGCUAUAUCCGCAAGCAGUGAUCAAAGAAACAGUGCGACUACAUCCUGUAAACCCAUUGCUGCUUCCAAGAAAUACAUUGGAAGAUAGAAACUUCGUGAGAUACCGCAUACCUAAAGACACACAAGUUUUAGUAAAUGCAUGGGCUAUUGGAAGAGACCCUGAUACUUGAGAGGAUCCUUCGUCUUUCAACCCUGAGAUAUUUUUAGGCUUCAGUAUUGAUUUCAAGGGGCAAAACUAUGAGUUAAUCCCAUUCGGAUCUGGACGAAUGUGUGCAGGAAUUUUAUUGGCUCAUCCUUUUGUUCACUUGGGUCUUGCUUUCCUGAUUCCCGGUUUUGACUAGGAGCUUGGAGGAAAUAGUAGUCCAGAGGGCGUAGACAUGAAUGAACGAAUGGGAAUAACAUUUCGGAAAUUUAUACCCUUGGAGCCUUGCCAAAUUACCAAUGCCAAAGAAGAAUAUGAUGUGCAUAGAUGCUUUAACAAAACAAAAAGUAAUGAUGAUGAUCAUCUGAUAUAA
Molecule: messenger RNA, 1593 nt
Organism: Hevea brasiliensis (rubber tree)
Lineage: Eukaryota; Viridiplantae; Streptophyta; Magnoliopsida; Malpighiales; Euphorbiaceae
Product: iridoid oxidase
Molecular function (GO): monooxygenase activity; heme binding; iron ion binding
Source: RefSeq, a predicted model, not a curated record